Molecule: messenger RNA, 9049 nt
Organism: Homarus americanus (American lobster)
Lineage: Eukaryota; Metazoa; Arthropoda; Malacostraca; Decapoda; Nephropidae
Product: discoidin domain-containing receptor 2-like
Exons: 19
Coding region: 1-2907 (968 amino acids)
Biological process (GO): protein phosphorylation; positive regulation of kinase activity; cell surface receptor protein tyrosine kinase signaling pathway
Cellular component (GO): signaling receptor complex; membrane
Molecular function (GO): collagen binding; protein tyrosine kinase collagen receptor activity; ATP binding
Source: RefSeq, a predicted model, not a curated record
AUGGGCGAGUCUCUUUGUCUGAUGCUGUGUUCAGUGUUCCGUUCCCGGUGUUCCAGUGUUCAGGUUGUUCAGUUCCCGGUGUUCCAGUGUUCAGAUUGUUCCAUUCCCGGUGUUCCAGUUUCAAUUCCAUUCCCGGUGUUCCAGUGUUCAGCGGGAUGUUCCUCGCCCCUCGGGAUGGAGUCGGGCCACAUCGAGGACCAUCAGGUCACAGCCUCCUCCUCCUACGAUGUUGUCACCGGCCCUGUCUCCGCCAGGCUAAACAAGGAGCGUGCUGAGGCUUGGUGUCCCCGGCAGAUGGUAGGGAGAGCGGACUCCAAGGAAUACCUGGAGAUCGACUUGGAGACCAUACACGUCAUCUCCGCUACAGAGAGCCAAGGACGCUUCGGUAACGGCCGGGGAGCAGAGUUUGUCGAGAACUACAUGUUGGAGUAUUGGAGACCAGGUGUCAACAACUGGUACACCUACAAGCGAUGGGACAGUGAGAAGAUCUUGAAGGGGAACGUGAACACAUACAUGGUGGUGAAGAAUGAAUUGAUACCUCCCAUCCUGGCGUCCAAGAUCCGGUUUGUCCCCUUCUCACCUCACCCUCGCACCGUGUGUAUGAGAGUCGAGGUGAUUGGCUGCCCGUACACAGAUGGGUUGGUAUCCUACUCGAUGCCUCAAGGUCAAGCUCGAGGAGUGGAGGUUGACCUUCUCGACCUGAGCUACGACGGCACCACGACGGAGGGUCUGCUGUACGGCGGCCUGGGUCAGCUGCACGACGGUAUAGUGGGCGACCACAACUUUCGCAGCGACAUCGGACACGGCAAAGGUUACGAGUGGGUUGGGUGGAAGAACGAGUCCCACCGUCCCAUUGAGAUUCUCUGCGAGUUUGAUGUUGUCAGGAACUUCUCAUCGAUACACGUCUUCGCUAACAAUAUGCACACUAAGGAUGUUCAGGUCUUCUCACGGGCGCAGAGGAUUUACUUCAGUGGCACGGAAGAAUAUCACUACAUGCAAGACCAAGUGUCAGAAUAUGGGCGUAACGUCACCAUCAAACUACACCAGAGGAUGGCCAAGUACGUCAAGAUCCAGCUCUUCUUCCAGGCCAAGUGGAUACUAAUCUCCGAGAUCUUCUUCCUCUCCACUCCAGCCCAGGGUAACUUCAGUGUGGAGACGGGGGUGGACGACGACCCGCCAGACCGCCGGGGCGUCUCCCUAAUGACUCCUCCUCUGGGUACGUCCACUUCGGGGAGACCCUCGGCAAGGAGAACCAUAAGAAUUGUGACGGACAUCCCUGAUCAGCCGCGGGGUCAGGGUACGUGGCCUGGUGAUCGGGUGCUGGUCGCCGUGAUCAUCCUGCUAGUGUCGGCUAUCCUGUUAAUCGUGUGGAGGUCACGCCGUCAGAAGGCAGGCACCAUCACACAUGAUAUCUUCACCGGUCCAUAUGGAGAAGGGAUAUUGUCAACAAAGGUGUGUGUGUGGUCUCUACAGGAGGUGCAGAAGUUCCUGACGGCGCCAGCGGUGCUCCGCCCCUCCUCCCUCUGCUCGUCUCCACGCCUCGGCACUCACAGGACCAACGGCUACCGCCUCAACACCACCCUGCCUAUACACCCGUCACAGAUGGGUGUUGAGGGAGGGUCAGAGCUUGACAAAAAUGGCUUAUACUCAGAGCCAUAUCACAUGACUUACAACUCUCUCAGUGGCUACUCCUCCAUGGCUCACAAGCUCACCCAUCCCAACCCUCUCUCCAGUCCGGACUACACAGAGUGUCCGUCGACCGAGUACGCCAUCCCACACCUGGGUGCUGACGGUGCUACGGGCGUCUAUCCACCACCCCUCCCGCACACUAAGCCGCCCAUGCACACCCUUAACACCUUCUUAGGCAAGCCAACGCCCACGCCCAUCCCGCCCACCUCACAACAGCCCCAGGAGAGCUUCUACGCAGCCACAGAGAUUGUCGCGCAGGGGAGCAACGGCAGCAGUGUGGGAAGUAAACAGGGGGGAGGAGGAGGUGGGGCUCCCCUGGAGGAGGUGAAGGCGAGGGGAAUCCCCCGGCUGGCCAUCACACUCCUGCAGCAAAUCGGCGAGGGACAGUUUGGUGAGGUUCAUCUGGGCGAGGUGGAGGACGAAGAGGGAGAGAAGCAGAUGGUGGCGGUGAAGACACUGAGGCUGGAGGCAUCUCACGCCGUCAGGUGUGACUUCGAGCGCGAGGUGGAGAUCUUGGCGAGGCUGAGGGACCCCAACAUCGUGCAGGUGGUGGGGGUGUGCUCGAGGGAGGAGCCACUCUGUAUGUUGGUGGAGUACAUGGAACACGGCGACCUCAACCAGUACCUUCAGGCUCACAUCGCCGAGACUGCUUCCCCCAGGAACACACACGCUAAAACGCUCAGCUAUGGAUGCCUCAUAUACAUGGCCACACAGAUCGCAUCUGGUAUGAAGUACCUGGAGUCGCUCAAUUUUGUUCACCGGGACCUUGCUACCAGGAACUGCCUGGUGGGGGCGGGCCACAUCAUAAAGAUCUCAGACUUCGGCAUGAGUCGUAACCUCUACUCCGGCGACUACUACAGGAUUGAGGGCAAGGCGCUGCUUCCUAUCCGCUGGAUGGCCUGGGAGUCCAUACUGUUGGGGAAGUUCACGACGAAGAGUGACGUGUGGUCGUUCGCGGUGACGCUGUGGGAGAUCCUGACCAUGGCGCGAGAACAACCCUACGAGGACCUCACCGACGACCUCGUCAUCGAGAACGUCUCCUACAUCUAUCACAACGAGGCCAGGAAGGUGCUGCUGCCUCAGCCAACAAACUGCCCCAAGGAAAUCUACGACCUGAUGCGGGAGUGCUGGAAGCGCUCCGAUGCUGACCGCCCAACUUUCAGGGAGAUCCACAUGUUCCUGCAGCGAAAGAACCUGGGAUACUCCCCUGUUACCUGAGACCUGCUAGACAACCUCCGAGGUGGGUGUAUGCCCUCCUCCCGGAGGUCUUUAGCCAGCUUCGGGUGGGACUUGUGCCUCAGUUCCCGGAGAGGUCGCCGAGAGCCGCCUCAAAAGGGGACGCCACACGCCCUCUCCGAAGGUGACAUGAACCAGCUGGAAGGGGGGCAUCUCCUCCCGACGGCUACACGUCGGGGCUAUGCCAGCUUCGACAGGGACGUGUCACGCUACAGCCGCAGCCUUCUCUUUCGCUCUUAUGACGGCCGACAACAUCGACAUCAACUUUGAAAAAGAAAAGACGAAUGUAAUUUCUUAAAAUUUGCUACAGUACAGUAUGUCAGUAUGGAAGUUAUACUCUUUGUGUGUAAUUUUCGUUAUAGAAAGUUAAGCAAGAACAAUGGUAGUGGAAGCAGCUAUUUAUAAUAAGUGACAAACUGCCUGCAUCAUUGGUAACAGUGACAACUAGCUCAUAAUUGGUAAGACUGACAAGGCACCUUUUUUAUUGUCUAUAAGAUGUUGUGUAUUUGAAAUAUAUAUAUAGAUAUGUAUUAACCUCAAAUCGUCAUUGCUUGUCAGUGUACUUACAUCCAGGUGAGUCUGUGUGGCAUAAGCGUUAUACAAGCGUAAUAGAAAACUUAUAUAUAUAUAUAUACACAAAAUACACACCAGAUUGUGAAUGUGAUCUACAUAUUCUAGUCGAAGCUAUUAAUGGUGAAAUAUUCAAACAGCGGAAAUGUUGUGUACACAUUGGACAGCUGUUACAUGAAAAGUGUCAUUACAAUGGUGUUAUACUCCAUGGUAGUAGCCUCCGUGAGAACACUUAGUGGUUCUCUGUACAUAAAACCAACACAAUAACCAAGGUUCGUAUCAGUGGCUAAGAGGUUUUUUUUGUGGGUUUGUGUUUCGUUUAUACAUUACUGCUUCACAUAUUUGUAUAUAUAUAAUACUAUACCUGUAUGUAUGUUUGUAUAAAAGUUUUAUUAUUGUACAUAUCAAGAAACAAGAAAGUUUUACAGUUGCAUUUUCAAUCUUUUAACUGCGCCUAGUCAGAGAGACUUUUUACAAGCUGCCUCGUUGUGUAUGUUUGUUUACUAUUAAUACUACUAUUACUACUACUACUACCUGUACAGGAGUUAGUCGUGCUGGUAGCAACACUCGCUAUUGACUUGGGUUGAAAUCCUACUUGUGGGUUGGGGUCACGACACAGCAUAGCAUGAAUGCCCCCCCCCCCCUCUUUAUUAUCACUAUCAGCUCUCACAUUAAACGAUGGUGUGAGUUAAUACACACAGCACCACAUCUACAGCUUAGUAGAAACACAAGACUUUGCUGUAGUUCUUAUAGGCAUUUCAGCGUGUUGUGUCGUGAGCACACACCACUGGGAACUUUUAAAGUAUGGCCUUUGUAUCAAGCGUCUUGUGGUUCCAGCGUCGUGUCUGGCAUAGCGUACAUAAUUUUCCUCAACUAAUAUUAAAUAACCCUUCUUCUGUUGACCUUCUGUGGAAGUUUAUGUUAUCAAAUUUGAUUGCAUUGGCAUCGAAUUAAUAUAUAUUAUAAAAAAUAUAUAAUUUCAGACUUGAUUUUGUUUCAUGAUGAUAGAUUUUAUAUAGAUAGAUAUAUUAAUGAUAGUUAUCCGAGCAAAAAAUAUUGAGAGCAUUACGAUAGUUAUUUCAUGUAUUUACAUAAGCAAUCAGUAACAAAACCUACAAGUACGAUAACGAGGUAAAGAUAUCCAAGAGCUGGACCCUGGGACAAGGUUCUUAAAGAUUCAUACGUAAAUUUCUCCACUUCUUAGUAAUAACACGCAAGUUGGGUGGCCUUUUGGCAGUCAACUUCGCUCCGCUCUUUUAAGGGACCCAGUUAAACGCUCCUUACAUCUACUGGUAUUAGGGAAAAGAUGAAUUUAACGCGCGAAUUUUUGAAGACCUUGGCCGAGAUCAUUACUACUACCCCUGAACAGUUGAACUCAAUCACUGGUGUGUGUGUGUGAGGCCAGAGACCUCUCAACCAUGUAUGUGCGCUUGGUCCUAUGUCUCGCCCGCUCCAGCCUGCCCCUACCACACUGGCUACCACUAGCGUUCUACCUACACAUUACUUAACGAAAUAAAACGUGAAAAUAAUGUUCUGUAAAGGAUAUAAAUUGUAUGUAUUAAUAUUAAGCAUGAGAGGGAAGGUUACGAGGGUAAUUAUGGAAGGAAAAUUAGAGGAGAAUGAAAAGACGGGAAGGAACGAUGAUAAAAGACAUAACAAAAGGAAGAAUGGGAGGAUCACUCUCUCCUUGGAUGAUUCAGCUAGUUUACGUUUGUGGGUCUACCAAUAUCUCGACUCUGCUUCCUUGGAAUAUAAAGGUAACUUACGACUUUAUAGAACACCGUCUGUCACUACUGGCAGCUGCAGUAUACACGAAGAGAUUAAUAAACUAAUUAAGGAAGCUUCACAGAUCAGGGUGUGUUUUUUUUAAUCAGAAUAUUUGAUACAUAAGCUAUUAGGUAACAGUGGUGAAGGUGGGUGGGACCAAGGCGGAAGGGCUCGUGUGUUUCAUGGUUUCUUUUGCAGUUUACUUUACAUUAAACGCAGUGUAUAAGGGCAAUAGGCAGAUGUUAGGUCUGUACAUAAUACUAUUAGAUGUUUCAUAAAACUCUGGAAGUCAUUUGUUGACUUAAGAGUGGACACCUGUGAAAUGCUAUUAUUAGACUUAGUUAUUAUACUAUGACAUGAUAAAUACGAAUGCUACUACGAUAUAAACUUACGGUUAAACUUUAAUGUUUCCUGUGAUAAAGCUAACCUUAUUGCAUCGUGUCUGCGGUAGGGGGCAACGAACCUAACAACACUUAUUUUUCGUCACACGUGUUUCUUCACUAUGGCACAGGUUCGUCUCUUACCACCAUUACUUUACUACAGUUAUUCCUCCUCCUCUACCACUACCUUCUCCCACUACUUCACCACCAGAUGAGUUUCUUGACAGAGAAAACGUACAUAAGGUGUUCUUUUUAAGGGGUACACUACUUAAUACUUCUGUAGUGGGAGUAUGCUGCGGCAAUACCUAAAAUAAGAGAUGUUUCUCCCAGUAGUGACGCGUGGGAGACAAAUGAGUUCUUUUUGUACGAGUUACCCUUAUUUUUUGCACUCAAGAUUUUUUGUACACCUUACUGUUUACUGCUAAUCAGCUGCGGCUCGUUAGUCAAUUGAUUAACCACUUGACAUUUACUGACUCUCUGAUCAGGUGAUGACUUAAUGAUAGGAUGUUGUCUCGGUGAUUAUUUCAUUGCUUACAGAUCAACUGAAGCCCCGGUAAUCAACCUGUUGAUCCGCCCGGUGAUCAGGUGAGGGUUUGGUGAUCAGUGUAGAGUGAAGCAGCAUGGCGUGUUUCCCCCCCUCAUGGCUACUCUGUGUCUUACUGUAAUAUACAUCUGUCAGUGCCGCUUUUCCUGCAUACUAUCUCUACUGCCAACCACGUGAUAAACCUCCGCACAGGCACCAAGUAUAGACAGUGGCUUGGGUUCAACAUCAUGAUCGUGACAGGCACAAGUAACGGUGCCAAGUUCAACCCGUGACAUCAUGGCCAGUCACCAUGAUGAUGAAAAAGGCUCAAUUAGUAACGGUUCCAAGACUAUUUUAAUGGUGUCAUAGCGCACCAUACUACCAUGAGUUGCUCUACGUUACCAUAUUGGUACCAUGCACCUGGACUUUAGAUCACUACUUAAUAUGGCAUUGAAAUCGCGGGGCAUUACCUAUAAGGCUUUGAAUUCAUUUUAUUUAUUUUUGUGAUAACAAAAUAUCGUACUCUCGAACGCCUGCCGCCUCUCAUGAUACCUACACGUUUAUUAAAGGUGCUUCAUCCGUGUAUCGUUAUUUGAAUCACUUAGUCAAGAUGAAUCGCAAACUCUUAAACAGUAAAGUCACAUUCUUGUAAAAGAACAAGAGGCAGGAACAGUCGGCAGCCUGAGCAAUGAUUCACUAGACCUUGGAGCAGUUGGCAGCCAUGGUGGUUCAAUUUUCAUGCUUGAUGUUUGCGAUUUUUUUUUUUUUUACUGUACGUUAAAAAUUCUGAAGGUCAUUUUCGACAUGCUCAGAUGAUGUUAAAGGUUGUGUGUCUUCACAGUUCACUUAUUAAUAAAUGACAGGCACCGUUUAAGAGUCCGGCAUGAUGACAAUCCCCGCCUGUGGUAGAGACUCGUAAAACCAACGUGGAUGGCACCAGCAGGAGUGUGACUUGGAAAAGAUUAUAGUAGGUUAAGUGAAUGAUGGCAUGGGCAAGUUAUUGUUGUUAAUCUUCUGCCAUAUUUGAUCUACAAGAAGCCGUCUCCUGUCAUACGUUGGUUAAUAGUAGGAUUAUCUUAGUCACACACACUGGCCAAUCAUAAUCAUUGUCACACGCUAGCUAUCAUCCUGAAGCAGCAAACGCCUCUUUACCGCACGAUAAGUUGGCUGGGUUGCAAUAAUUAACGAAACACUUUAAAUAGCACCUAAAUCUUGCAAGAGUUCUAAAAUUAUAAAUUAAAAAAGUAUUUCCUGAGUUCAUGAAUUUUUCUCUGAAGGGCUGACCUACAACUCUUCAUCUUGCAGGGUGCAACUUUAUUGGCUUUCUGAGCAUGUAACGUGUCGCUGUUUUCAUUCAAUAAUUAUAGUAAUACAGGGCAAGGUUCAGGGUCGUCCCAUCCAUCCGUGCUUCAAAGGGGGACUCAUGGGUCGUAUUGUGCAAGUUACCAAGUUUGUGUAAGUUUGCACUGCCAGGAAACUCCAGUUGUGACUUUGUCCUGCACACUGUCUCCUCAGUCGUUAUGUUGAGGAAAUUCAAUCAACUGGGACUUGCUUGUGUUGCAAAGGAGUUCCCUAGUUCACGUUGCAAAGCAGAAGUCUUCUAGUUUAUGAGUAGUUAAAAACAAGACGAAAAAAUAUAAAAAAUAUUACUGAAAGAUUCAACUCCCAAUAUUAUGAGUUUUUUGUGCCUUGUUAUAAAAGACUUCUCCUCACAAGUUGCUUUACACUUUGCCUUAUAUCUACAACACGUAGUGACAGUCCAAGCCCUUGACGUGUGGCACGGUGUCUCAGCUUCUAGUUCAUCUAGGUGUGAAGUGAAGUGUGAGUGUCAAGAUGAGCACUUCUGGUUCAUCUUGGUGUGAAGUGUGACUGUUAGGGUGGGCACUUCUAAGUUCAACUAGAUGUGAAGUGUGUGGUUGUCACGUUAAGACAAACAUCUUGACAAACUAAGGACGCUAUUGGUUGUCGAUACAAACAGCAUUUCUGGAUGUUCUUGGUGUGAUACUUGUGGAUGGCGUUAGUGCCACGUGUACAUAAUACCGAGGUGCAUAAUCCUAGAAAAAUCCUACUGUAGUAAUAACAUCUAGAGGACUCUGCUACACCUAGAAGAGAUUUUCUUGUCUGAUCUUCAUAAACGUUAAGUUAAACUAUACAUAAACUGCCAUGGUUUAAGAUUACCUCGACCAGAGACUGCCAAGUGUGUGAUAAUGUAGAGAGGAGUGUGGUGAAUAUGUAGAACAUCUCGUAAUACUGGUGGUGGAUGUGACGACCGCUGGAAGCCUUGCCGACAGUGUGAUUCACUGAUGAACCUUUACAGAGUAAUGUGACCAAGAUUAAACAUAUAUACAAAUGUCUACACACACACAUAUAUGUAUACAUACAUGCACGUAUCUAUACAUAUGUAUACAUAUAUCAGUGGGUGAAGUAAGAUACUGCUAACCGUGAGUCUCGAUAAUGUGGGGCAACGAUAAGGCUGAGAAUCAAUGCUGGAAGCUCUCAAUAAAUACUGUAUACAAAAAUCUUCUUAUAUACUCGUAAAAACAUCAACCAUAAAACAUAAAAAAUUAUUAACAAAUUACACUUAAAACAAUAAAUAAUAUAAAUCUUCAAACAUAACGAUAGUGAGGUACUGUAGAGCAGCAACCUAACAAUUAUUCUGAGCCCUAUCGCGCCCCCACGAGCCUCAGAGACAGUUAGCGCGCGGUGUGUGGAUGAUUGACUUUGUACCAUAACCGGGAGGUGUGCUAUCGUGAUUCGUAAAACAUAUCUCAUUUUGUUGUGCCUGCAUUACGACGGUGUCCUUGCAACAUUUUCAAUAUUGCUACUCAAGUGUGCGAAGUGACUGUACAUACAUGUUAGAAAUAAAACUAUGAUAUUUUUGUAA